AGGCUGUGCCCGUCGGUAACGCAGGGAUGUGCAGAGAAAUGCUACUUCGGCGCACGGUGCCGCUUCCUUCACGACAUCGGCGAGUACAUGGCCGUGAAGCCAGCCGACCUGGGGCACAGCUGCGUCCUCUUUGAAACCUUUGGCAAGUGCAUUUAUGGCGUUACCUGCCGCUUUGCCCAGGCCCACCUCGGAGAUGGCUACGAGAACAUUGUCAACACAGACCUGGCCAAGCAGUGGGAAGGGAAGUCACUGGUGAGGAACAACCUCUCCAAGGACCUCCAGCACCAGCUGCGCAAGAGGAAGUUUAGCUUCAAGAAGGCUGAUGAGUACCUCCGUGGUCUGGCCAAGCCCCACGGCGAUAAUGCCUUGCAGAGUCCCGGUGUCACAGGUGAUGAGGAGGCAUCCUCCAUCAAAACAGUUGGCCCGGUGACAGAUGAAGACAUUAUAAAGCUGCGGUCAUGUGAGAAGAAGAAGUUGGAUAUCCAAGGCAAGCUCUACUUGGCUCCACUGACCACGUGCGGUAACCUCCCUUUCCGAAGGAUAUGCAAGCGCUUCGGGGCAGACGUCACCUGCGGAGAGAUGGCUGUGUGCACAAACCUGCUUCAGGGCCAGUCCUCUGAGUGGGCUCUUCUCAAACGGCAUCAUACCGAAGAUAUUUUUGGGGUCCAGCUGGAGGGGGCAUUUCCAGACACGAUGACCAAAUGUGCAGAGCUCCUGAACCAGACAAUUGAAGUGGACUUUGUCGACAUCAAUGUCGGGUGUCCCAUUGACCUGGUCUACAAGAAGGGAGGAGGCUGUGCUCUGAUGACUCGGUCCAACAAGUUUGAACAGAUCGUCCGAGGGAUGAACUCGGUGCUGGACAUCCCACUGACUGUGAAGAUACGGACGGGAGUGCAAGAAAAGAUUAAUGUGGCUCAUAAAAUAAUCCCCAAGAUCCGGGAGUGGGGAGCAUCCAUGGUCACGCUUCACGGCCGAUCCAGGGAACAGCGGUACACGAGGGUUGCUGACUGGGACUACAUAGCAGAAUGUGCUAAAAUAGCAAGCCCAAUGCCUCUUUUUGGAAACGGUGAUAUUUUGUCUUACGAAGAUGCUAAUCGAGCCAUGCAGAUGGGCGUUUCGGGAAUUAUGAUUGCCAGAGGAGCACUCAUCAAACCAUGGCUUUUCACUGAAAUUAAGGAACAGAGACACUGGGAUAUCUCCUCUAGCGAGAGAUUUGCUAUCCUCAAAGAUUUCACCAACUAUGGCCUUGAGCACUGGGGAUCAGAUACUCAGGGAGUGGAGAAGACCAGGAAGUUUCUGCUGGAAUGGCUCUCGUUCCUCUGCAGGUAUAUUCCAGUUGGCUUAUUAGAACACCUACCUCAGAAAAUUAACGAGCGGCCGCCUUACUACGUGGGGAGAGACUAUCUGGAGACGCUUAUGGCGAGCCAAAAUGUGGACGAUUGGAUUAAAAUAAGUGAGCUGCUUCUGGGACCCGUACCUACCAGCUUCACCUUCCUGCCUAAACACAAGGCAAAUUCCUACAGAUAGGGCUGAUGAGGCCC
Molecule: messenger RNA, 1541 nt
Organism: Cariama cristata (Red-legged seriema)
Lineage: Eukaryota; Metazoa; Chordata; Aves; Cariamiformes; Cariamidae
Gene: DUS3L
Product: dihydrouridine synthase 3-like (S. cerevisiae)
Exons: 13
Biological process (GO): tRNA processing
Molecular function (GO): flavin adenine dinucleotide binding; metal ion binding; tRNA dihydrouridine synthase activity
Source: RefSeq, a predicted model, not a curated record